CCUGCACCUACCAGAGGGGGGAGAGAUCAAGUGUGAGGGAGAGAGGCAGAAGGCGAGGCAGUGAGCAGCUGAGGAUCCCAGGGACCCGGUGCUGAUCCCACAGCUGAGCACGGACUGCAGGAGCUGCAGCUUCACCACUGAGCACACUGCAGAGAAGAGGGGGACCUUUAGGAAGUCGUGUGCAGAUUGCUAAUAUCUGUGACCAGGAGACCUCUUCAACUGCUAUGAAGAGUUCUGUGAUCUGAGGCAACGAACCAACAGCUCCUGGGAGGAGCAGAAUCGAAUUAAAGCAGGAUCAGCUCAGAAGCUCGACCUCUAAGGAGGACCUGUAGUCUAUUUGUAUUGACCACAAGCAGCCAAGCAAAGCACCAUGACAACCCGUCCAGGAGUGAAAACUCUCCAGAAAUCUUCCAUCCGAGGAGUUCACAUUACCCAGUUUGUGGAUAAGAUUCCAAAAGGAUGCAGCACACCGGACUUUGAGCGGAAACCUGUCAGUCUAACAUUGCAGGAAGGUAAAAAUGCCAUAUUCAGAGCUGUGGUCAAGGGUGUCCCUGCCCCUGAGGUGAAAUGGAAACGUGCAAAAGGAGAAAUAAAUGAUCCUGCCAAAUAUCUGACGUUCUACAGUCCAGCUACAAGCGAACACAUUCUGCAGAUAAAUAAAAUCACUGCCGGUGACUCUGAUUUGUACCGUUGCUUUGCUGUAAAUGAAUAUGGGGAAGCUUCAUGUUCUGCUGGCCUCAGGAUCAUACAAGUUGGCUUUAAGAGGAAAGCAAACUACGUUACUGGCCAUCCUGCUGAAGAAUUGAAAAAGAGUCUUCAGGACCUCAAGAAGACGCUGAAGAAGCGGGCUCCACUACCAAAACAAAAAGUACUGGACAAAGAUGCGGUCUUCCAACUGUUACUGCAUGCAGAUAAGAAAGAUUAUGAGAGAAUCUGUAUCAAGUAUGGAAUUUCUGACUUCCGUGGCAUGCUGAGAGCGCUGCAGGAUUUGAGGAAGGAUACGGAGAAUGAACAAGCAAAGUUAAUUCACAGUAUCAAAUACAUGGAACACAUUAAGGUCAACAAGGAUGGAAGUGCUUCGUUUACUGUGGAGAUGGACCUGAAAAGUGCUAGCAGCAACAUUUAUCUGCUUAAGGAUGGUGAGAAGGUCCGUUAUGGAACUGGGGAUGAAUACAGAAAGUAUUACCUUAGACAGAUUGGAAAGAGGUAUCAUUUUAUUGUCAACGAUGUGCAUCCAGAAGAUGCAGGCUUGUAUCAAGUCAAAGUGGAGGAUGUACCUAUUUUCUCAACUGAGCUGGAUGCUGAAUCCAUCCCUGUGAGAUUUCAGAAGCCGCUCAGCGAUCUGCAUUGUCACGAGGACGAAGAUGUUGUGUUUGAUUGUGUCCUGCGCACUCCCUGCUUUGAUGCUGUGUGGUUGCAUAAAGCCCAUCCCCUCGAGGCAAGUGAGAAGCACCAGAUCUCUGUGAGCCCCGAUGGUCUGAACCACCAGCUUAUCAUCAGAAAUGCUGUGACCACUGACAGCGGCUUGUACACCCUCGACACUGGACUCUGCUCCUCCAGGGCUUGGCUUCUUGUAGAGCAUGCCAGAGAGGCAAAGAUACAGGAUGAGGAACAUGAAAAAUCUGACCAUCAGAAGGGAACGCCAGAUAAAGACAGAGCCAAGAGGCUUAAACAUGGAGAGUAUGUUGGCGAUGAAGAUCAUCCUAUGGAUGCUGGCAUGAAAAGAGGGGGCUGGCACAGGAGUGACCACGGCGGCGGUCAAGGCUACUCCCCUGAUGCUGAUGGAGAGUAUAAAUUUUUAGGAAAAGAAGGGCUGCACAAAAUUGGAGAUGAAAUCGUGGGGCCUGGGCAGUUUGCUAGAGAAGAGGACACUGGAUUAAAAUUUGGAGAAGACAAAGUUGGAUUGAGGCAUGUACACAGUCAGGGUUCUAUGUCAGGCAGAGGAGAUACUGAUGAUGGAUUAGGAGGAGGAACUAAAUCUCAUUCUGUAGAUGGUAGACAUGAUAGCAUGUUAGGUGCAGCUGAUGUUGACAUGGGUGAUGCAGAAGGUGCGAACUCUUGGCAUGACAAGAAUGCUAAACUAGGUGAUGCUAGUUCUGGAGCUGCCUUUGGUGGUAUGAAGACUUUAGAUGCCACUGAUGGAAGUUCUGUGUCAGGUGGAAUCAAUCUUGGUUCAGCCAGAGUGGGAGGUGCACAUUCUGUCUAUAGCAAGGAUGGUCUGCCUGCUGCAGUUGAUAUGAAUGCAGUCAGUAUAAAUAGAGAAGGAGAAAUAGGGUCUCCCUACAGCAAAGGCAACCUGUUAGUUGAUGCUGGUGGUCAUGUAGGUCAGGCAGGAAUGUCUGGCUUGCUGUAUGGUGCAGGUGGUGUUCCAGCUGGAGAUGGGGGCAGGCCUGGUGCAGGUGGCAGCUUUGUAGGAGAAAUGGAGGUUUUAUAUGGUCCAGAUGGUCUGCCAGUUGGGGCAGGUGUUGAUGCUAAAAGGGGGGAUCUGUAUGGUAAGCAUGGUCAGUCAAGUGAACCUUAUGGAAAGGAUGGUUUACCAGCAGGAAUGGAAGCAGGGCUUGGUGGUGCUGGUUUGGAAGGUGCCGGCUCUAUGUAUGGAAAGGGUGGUGCUGGUGUAGCUGGUGCAGGGCAAUUUGGGCCGUUAUAUGGAAAAGAUGGACUCCAAGCUGGGGCUGUCAUUGGUGGCACUGGUGCAGGGGGAGUUGGGUCUCCAUUUGGGAAGGAUGGUCUCCCUGCUGGAGCUGGGGCUGGUGCUGCAGGUUUAGCUGGUGCAGGGGCAGCUGGGUCUCCAUUUGGGAAGGAUGGUCUCCCAGCUGGAGCUGGUGUUGGUGCUGCAGGUUUAGCUGGUGCAGGGGGAGUUGGGAUUCCAUAUGGGAAGGAUGGUCUCCCAGCUGGAGCUGGGGCUGGUGUUGGUGCUGCAGGUUUAGCUGGUGUUGGUGUUGCAGGUUUAGCUGGUGCAGGGGCAGCUGGGUCUCCAUUUGGGAAGGAUGGUCUCCCAGCUGGAGCUGGUGUUGGUGCUGCAGGUUUAGCUGGUGCAGGGGGAGUUGGGUUUCCAUAUGGGAAGGAUGGUCUCCCAGCUGGGGCUGGUGUUGGUGCUGCAGGUUUAGCUGGAGCAGGGGCAGCUGGGUCUCCAUAUGGGAAGGAUGGUCUCUCAGCUGGAGCUGGGGCUGGUGUUAGUGCUGCAGGUUUAGCUGGUGCAGGUGGAGUUGGAUCUCCUUUUGGGAAGGAUGGUCUCCCAGCUGGGGCUGGAGCUGGGGCUGGUGUUGCAGGUUUAGCUGGUGUAGGGGCUGUUGGGUCUCCAUAUGGAACAGAUGGUCUCCUGGCUGGGGCUGGUGUUGGUGUUGCAGGUUUAGCUGGAGCAGGGGCAGCUGGGUCUCCAUAUGGGAGGGAUGGUCUCCCAGCUGGGGCUGGUGUUAGUAUAGCUGGUGUAAGGGACGCUGGCUCUUCCUAUGGAAAAGAUGGUCUCUCAGCAGCAGCUGGGUCAGGAGCCGCUCAUUUUCCUUCAGGAGGCGAAGAAGUGAUGGGAUCUCACCAUGGUCAGGAUGCUAUGCUGGGCAGAGCUCAAGGGUCUCUGGGUGGAGCAGGAGGAGCUGCCUUAUCCUCAGAAGGUGGGGGUGUUGGUGGCUCUGCCAUACGAGGUGCUGGAUCUGCACAUGGGUCAGCUGGAUCCAGGGCUGGGGAAAGCAGUGCUAGCAGACUGGGAGGUGAUGGGAGUGAGUUGUACUCAGUCCAUGGUAAAGAAGGUGUGGUUGGUGCUGUUGGAAAGGCUGGUGAGUAUGGGCUGGACUCACGUGCUGGCAAAUCUCCAUAUGGUGAAGCUGGGAAGGGGACUGCCAGUGAUUUGAGAGGAUCAGAGCACAAAGGUUCAUCCCACGACAGAGAAUCACUUUCCAGUCAAGGUGAUGCUAGGGCUGAGGCCAGGGAUUUAGGACAGUCAGGCUCUCCUUACGACAGGGAUUCCUCCUUUGGAGGUGCAGAGGGCAAAUUCCACGAUAAAUUGUUUAGUGGGUGGAAGCCAGGUAUUCUCAGUCAAAGUUCACAGGGUUCUGAUCAGAUGUCAGCCCUUCAUGGUGGUCCUUCAGUAAGCCAGAGAAAACAGGGACCUAGCCUUGAUAUUAAAGCAGGUGAUUUCUUGAAGAGUACAGAAAGUACAGAAAACAGAAGACGUCAUCACCUGGAUGAUCUGAAAGCUCCACGCUCUCGUGUCAACAAGCAGUUAGCUGAUGUCAGAGUCCUGAAAGGGGAACCAACUGAGCUGUCGUGUGCUGUCAAUAGACAUGACUUAACAGGAACCUGGUUUAAGGAUGGGUUAAAGUUAACAAGCAUGGAAGGAGUCACUUUGGAGAAGGAAGGUCUAGUCCACAAACUCAUUAUUAGCAAAGUAGAAGACAUUCAUGCUGGGAAGUAUAGGUUUGAAGCUGGAGAUAUAAAAACUGAAGCUUCAAUUUUUGUUGAAGAUCCUCCACAGGUGAACGAAUUUCUCCUAAAAAACUUAAUGAGCGUUCCUACUGUGGCCAAGGCAGGGGAGAAAGUUGUGAUCAAGAUCCCUUUUGAGGGCCGGCUUCCAGUCAGAGCAAUGUGGCUAAAGGACAAAAUAGAACUGGGAGAUGACUCAAGGAUUCGUGUUGAUAAAACAGACACCUUCACCAUGCUGUCCAUCUCCAAUGCAGAGAGAAAGGACUGUGGGGAUUACAAAGUCAGGCUGAAGAAUGACAGUGGAAUCCUGGAUAUUGACCUAAAGGUUGAGGUAAUAGACAAGCCACAGCGACCUGCAGGACCCCUGAAAAUUGUAGAAAGCUCUGCCAAUGAUGUCACCAUUCAGUGGAAUCCCCCGAAAGAUGAUGGGGGCAAACCAGUACAAAACUAUGUUAUUGAGAAACAGCAGGUGGGCAAGAGCGACUGGGUGACUCUGGGAGAAACCCCCAGGAGCUGCACCACGUUCACUACCAGCAAAGUGGAACAGGACAUGAGUUACUACUUCAGAGUGAGAGCUGUGAAUGCAGAGGGAAGCAGCGAUGCACUGGAAUCAAAUGAGGUGGUGACAAUCAGUAAAGCUACACCUGGUGCCCCAGAUCCUCCUGAGAUCGUCGGUGUCAGCAAAGACACCAUCACAAUAUCCUGGAAAGCACCUCGGAAAACUGGGAGCUCCCGAAUUUCGGGGUACAUCGUUCAGAAACGCAAGAUGGGCAGCAUGACCUGGGUGCCAGUCAACAGUGUGCCCAUAGCAGACAAGAAGCUGAAAGUAACUGAUCUCAAGAAGGGUCUGCAAUAUGAAUUUUGUGUGGCAGCUGUCAAUGCUUCUGGUAUGGGAGAUAUCAGUGCACCAUCACAACCUGCCUUUGCUCGGGACUCCACAAAACCUCCAGGUAAAGUGAGGGACCUUAAGAUGACCAUCAGUGACAGCAGCAGUGUCACCUUGACGUGGAACGUACCUGAAGCAGAAGAGGGAAGUGGUGCGAAAGGCUACGACGUGGAGAUGCGGUCUGCCAACAGCCUCAGCUGGACCAAAUGCAACAUUUUUCCUAUAGAAACGACCACUUACAAAAUUAAAGGCCUGCAAACCAAGGAGACGUACUUCCUACGUGUGAGAGCCAUCAAUGACUGUGGCCCAGGAGAAGCCACAGAGCUUGAAGCUUUCACUGAAGUCGUUCGUCCCGUUGUUUUUCCCAGGUUCAUAAUAGACAAAACAGUGAAAAAUUUCCUGCUUAUAAAAGCAGGAAACGCAAUUCGAGUGAAUAUUCCUUUUGAGGCACCUCCAGAUUCUGUGUUGACCUGGUUAAAGGAUGGAGCUUCUCUUCCAAGCCGUGCUAAAAUAAGCACUCAGGAUGGUACCUCCCAGCUGCUGAUUAAAGCAGCUGAGUUCACUGACAGUGGCAUCUAUACUGUUGAGCUCACGAGUGGGACAGGGAAAAGAGAAACAUUCAGCUUCCGAGUUCAAGUUACGGAUAUCCCACAACCACCUGGACCUAUUGAACUGAGAGAGAAUGUGCCAAAUAUAGUGACAGUAACCUGGGAGCCAUCAACAUCUGAGAAAUGGGAAAGCAAUCUCUACUACACAGUCAUGAAACGCGAAUCACAGAAGGGCGUGUGGCACGUGGUGGGUGACCUGAUCUACACCAACAAGUUCACGUACACCAGUGUGAUCCCAGGCAGGGAUUACUACUUCAGGGUGGUGGCAAAAAAUUACUUGGGAUCCAGUCGUCCAUCCGACACUGCGCAGCCUUGGAGAGUUCGAAAACAAAAGGCUGACAUUCAAGUCAGACCACAGAGGUACAAGGGAGUAAAUCAGAACCAGCCUCCACGAUUCCUCGUCCCCCUGAAGCCUCACGUGGUGAUCGCUGGCACCGAGUGCCGCAUGAGCUGUGCGGUUGGAGGCCACCCACCCCCCAAAAUCACGUGGUACAAAGAUGGCAGAGACCUCUCCAACAAUCCUUCCUACUUUGGCACAAACAACUUUGGUGUCUGCUCCCUGGUGAUCUUCGGUGCUUCCAAGGCCGAUGAAGGUGACUACAUGGUUGAAGCCACCAAUGAUUUGGGCCGUGCUUUCAGCAAAGCCUCCCUCAUUGUUAAAGACUCCUGCCUGUGACAGGACCUUCCUGAAACCUCCUCUGCACUCCAGUGUGAACAAGGUUUUCUCUGAGCACUGGCCCUGCACAAAGGCUACGUGUCUGUUUUCAGAUGUGCAAUAUAGUCUGAGUGCUUUUUCAGAUCCAGUAGUUGCAUUUUGAACAGGAUGCUGCAUCGUAGUCAAAACGGUGGGGAAAAGCUUUGGGAAUUGUGUGAUCCUGAUUUUCUUCUACGACCUUUAAAAUACAAAUGAGAAGCUUCCGAAACUCUGAAGAUGAGAGGGAAAAACAAUUGGCCAAAACGAGACUUUGUGUGGAGAAGACAGGUGUGAGACCAUCUCACCUCUCACUGCUCGGGCUGCUGGCUUUAUCUGUGUAAGAGCAAUUCUCAGACAGGGCAACAUGAGCCUGUGCUACUGGCAAUGAAAGUGGGUGGACAAGAAUGAAUGGAAAUGUAGACCCAGUUGUAUCUGCGUGAGCAGAUCAGCUACAAAAAAGGAUGUGGCAGUGCUGAGCUGCCACAUUCAUGUCACCUUUGAAACGUAGCUGUCCCUGCCUCGUGGCAUCCCUAGAAUAUUACUGCUUAAUGCUAAAAGAGGUUAAAAAUCUUUCAUGUUUGACCAGAAGUACGGAGUACAACCAAAGGUCCUCUGCUAUGGCUGGAGGAUUCCAUCACUGAAUGGAGAAUGAGACUGCAAAGCCAAAACGUGCUGGUGACCACACAGUGCCUUGGAGCUUUGGCACCACAACAGUUUCCGUGACAGCAUCUCAGAGAAUAGGAGAGUCUUAAAGCCACUGGGUCCUCAGACAGCCAGUGCAACAUUUAUAUGGGGCUGAAAUGUUUUUUGGUUAUAUUUUGUACAAUGUUGUACAGAUGUAGGAACAGCAGAUCGUUACAUUAAACAGUUGUUCAGUAAAAUUA
Lagopus leucura (white-tailed ptarmigan) is the source of this 7488-nucleotide messenger RNA. RefSeq names its product immunoglobulin like and fibronectin type III domain containing 1 (gene IGFN1). The record is from RefSeq and is a predicted model, not a curated record. NCBI's taxonomy places the organism in Eukaryota, Metazoa, Chordata, Aves, Galliformes, Phasianidae. Gene Ontology annotation, molecular function: protein binding. The transcript is spliced from 27 exons. Bases 371 to 6586 code for a protein of 2071 amino acids.